Messenger RNA from Octopus bimaculoides (California two-spot octopus), 2035 nucleotides. RefSeq lists its product as uncharacterized. NCBI's taxonomy places the organism in Eukaryota, Metazoa, Mollusca, Cephalopoda, Octopoda, Octopodidae. The record is from RefSeq and is a predicted model, not a curated record.
AUGAAUUUGUUUUCACUCUUCAGAAUUGGAAGCAGAAUCAACAUCAUGAGCCUAAAUGGCAUGUACAACAAUAAAGAUAUUUUCCAAUUUACACAACUCAGAAGCUUAAUGCUAAAAGAUUCUGAUAGUGAUGAAGAAGGAAGAAAAGAAAGUGUUACAUUAGAAAAGAAAAAGAAAAACACAAGACUCUUUAGCAGUAAUGGCAGCCUUCAAAAGUUAAAGGAACAGGAUGAUAGUAUAAGCAAAUCCACUGAUUGUUUGGCUGCUCCAAAGAAGGAAAAAAAGAAAAAAAAGAGAAAAAAUGCCAAAAAGACCACAAUGGAAGAUGCAAACAUUGCCAGAGAUUUAGUUAAUAUACACUUUCCAUUAAAGGAUACUCAUACAUUUUCUUUGGCAUGUGAAACUUGUUUUAGAAAGAUUUCUGAAGGCCCAGAAAGAUGCCAGUUAAAACAACCAUGUAUAGAUUGUAACAAAAGUAAGCUUGUUGUAAAGAAAAUUGGAGGCCAGUUUUGGACAGAAAUAAGAAGACGACCUACUCGUAUUAAAAACAGCUUUCUAAAUUAUAACAUAUGUUAUGAUUUUAAGAAGAAUAAAGCAUGUUUAAAUACACCAUGUACUUUUCCACAUGGGGACGCUGAACUUCAUAUUUGGACUAUGGAACAGAAUGGUGAAUUUAAUACAGAUGAAUUUGUCACAGUUUUGAGAAGACACAAUAUUGGCAAGUACUGGAUUUGUUCUGUUAUAAAAGUAAAAAAUAAUUUUAUGUAAGUGGAUUAAUAUACCAGUUUGAUCUCUUCCUAAGUGCAGCUUCACUAAGAAAGUUAUAGUUGCUAAAUCAGAUUAGGUCACCAAGUGGAUAUAUUUUCUUGCUUAAGGCAGAUUCCUUGGUGAAAAUGAUUUGCUUCAUUGUAGCUAGAUCGUUAAAUCUCUAUUAGAAGAUAUGAUCAUAAUCUUUAUUGAUAGAUGUUGUAGGUGUUAGGCAAGAGCUACUGAUAAUAAUAGUGGGCUAAAAAUGCCAGUAAAUAACAUACUAGAAAUUUUUGUCUAUAAUUUUAUUCAACUUGUUUGGUAUUUUGAUAAAUCAAGGUUUUGUUGUUUUGGUGAGCCUUUACGCAAGAACUGGAUGUUUUCUUAUUAACAGUCAGAGCAUUUCUAGUUACCAGUUCAGUUAAUUUUCUCUUUGCUAUUUGCCAGCUGAUUACAAGCUCUCACUCAAGAGUAAACCUUAAGUUAAUACAUUUGCCAUCAUUUAAUCAGUUAUCCCCUUUAUAAUACAAUAGAAUUUCAACUACAUUACUUAAUCUAAACCAUUCAAAUUGAUUCAGAAUGUAUUGACAUUAGUGUCUUUCAAACAGCUUAGAUACAAUAUCUUGCAUUUUGAUUUACUCAAAAAUAGAAGUAUCUGUUGUGAAAUAUAAGCUUUUUGUUUAGCACAACCUUCUUUAGAUGGUAUUGAACGUUUUACACAAUAUUGCUCAGAUGUUUUGAUAACCCAUAUUCAUUAUAGAGCAAACCAUAUCUUCACAUGUAUUUGGCUCUCUUCUCUCAUUUGUAUGGCAUAAUGUAUCAUAUGAGUGUGUGUAUGUAUGUAUAUAUAUAUAUAUCAAGAGUUUAUAUAUGGUGAUCCCACACAAUGAAGGACUUCUUGUGCUGAAACACUUUCUGGACCUUUGACCUGACACCUCCACACUUCUUCAUCUGGCUGAACUUGUUCUUUCCCUCAAUUGUGUCUCGUUUGUGGGUGAUUUUUACCAGCACUCUUGGAAGUGGCCAUGGGAAUGAGAAUGGGCCCUAACUAUGUGAACCUGUUCAUUGGCUACGUUGAGGCCCAAAUAUUCUCACAAUUCACUGGUCCCACUCCCGAAUUAUACAGUUGUUAUAUCACUGACUGUAUCAUUGCUUUCUCACUCUCUCAUGCACAACUAGACUCCUUCCUCUUUUUGUCCAAUCCUUCCAUCCUCUCCUUGAAUUCUCCUGCACUAUCUCUAACUUUUCCAUCGAAUUUCUCGACAUUUCCGUCAGAAUACACCACUCU